Schistocerca gregaria is the source of this 1533-nucleotide messenger RNA. Its product is annotated as branchpoint-bridging protein-like. Gene Ontology annotation, biological process: regulation of mRNA splicing, via spliceosome. Gene Ontology annotation, cellular component: nucleus. Gene Ontology annotation, molecular function: mRNA binding; zinc ion binding. The transcript has 2 exons. Bases 62 to 1213 code for a protein of 383 amino acids. NCBI's taxonomy places the organism in Eukaryota, Metazoa, Arthropoda, Insecta, Orthoptera, Acrididae. The record is from RefSeq and is a predicted model, not a curated record.
AUUUCAGUCAAUAUGCAGUUCAUGUAAAAAAAAUUUGUUUAUAUUUAGUACAGGCUGCAAGAUGACUGAGGGUUGUGGUCAUCCUAAUAGGCUACAGAGUGGCGCUCGACGUUAUUCUAGAUGGGUUGAUGGUAGUAAAUCGCUCAUACCUGGUCUCCCUACUUUUAUACCGGACGUCUUGUCUGAAUUAGAAUUAGAGGCCCUAAUGACGCGGUUCAGGAUUGAUGAAAUAGGCUACAAACUGCAAAAUGGCUUACUCGACACGGAACUGAGGGCAAGGUCGCCUUCUCCCCCGCCCAUUUACGACGAAUGCGGUAAGCGGGUGAACACUCGAGAACAGAGGGGUAAGGAUAAGCUCAUGGCGGAGCGCCAGAGGCUUGUCGAGCACGCCAAGUUUAUUGUGCCGGGUUACAAACCACCACCAGACUAUCGUCCUUUUACCACACAAAAGUCUCGCAAGAUAUACGUCCCUGUGAAGGAUUACCCGGACUAUAACUUCAUCGGUCUCAUCAUUGGCCCACGUGGGCUGACACAGAAGCAGAUGGAACGUGAUACAGGUGCGAAGAUUUCGCUUCGCGGCAAAGGGUCCGUUCGAGAAGGUAAAGGCAGAAGCGCGACGAAAGACAACAACGAGGACGAAGACCUACACGUAAUUAUUACGGCAGACACUGAAGAGGCGAUCGAUCAUGCAGAACACCUCGUGAGGCGCCUACUGGUCCCGGUUGAAGAGGGAAAAAACGAUAUUAAGAGAGAGCAGUUGCGCAAGUUGGCUGAGCUGAACGGGACUUUGAGAAGUCACGAGCGCGAGGACAUGCACAUGGCGAGGUCAUGGACUAUGCCAAACAUCCACUGUUACUGGUGCGGGGAGGUUUCACACACUUCGAAUGACUGCACACAAAGGGGAAAUAUGAACACAGCAAGAACUCAACAAAAAGAGGCACCUAGAAGGGAGUCUAAAGAAGUGACCAAAGAUUACAUCGAGUUUUUGAAGAGUAUAGGAGAAGAUGUAACAGGGUUGGUAUCAGCUGAGGAAGAGAAUUCUAAACUGGAAGAAAACGACCGAAGCUACACUGACUUGUUAGAAUCCAUUGGGGCACUUCCAAGUCAAAACAAUAACAACAUGGAAUCUUAUCAAAACAGCGGUAAGAUGGGGUCGAUGGAAUCGAAUCAGGAGCCUAGGAAAGUAGAUCCUCUACCGUGGGAGAUAUACUGAGUUAUUUUUUUAGAAUAUGAAACGCGGAAACUCUAGAAUCUAAGCUGCUUUGCUGUUUUUUAUCAGAACGGAUGUGACGUGUUACAAAAGAAGGGUUAUGAUCUGAAACCUCCGAACGAGCUUCAAGUGAUUAGGGGCCUGGUCUGGAGCACGCUUAUAUGGUCUUGAUAUGGACGCGCGUGCUCGAAAACGUUGGAGCGCUACUUUAGUUUUAUGUAAAGAUGACAGGACAUCACAUUGCCGUCUCCAAGACUGUGACCACAAAAAAAAAGGCAGAAGAGCACUCUAUAUAUAUUAUCAUACGUGUUUAUGCAAAGGGA